Molecule: messenger RNA, 519 nt
Organism: Botrytis sinoallii
Lineage: Eukaryota; Fungi; Ascomycota; Leotiomycetes; Helotiales; Sclerotiniaceae
Exons: 1
Coding region: 1-519 (172 amino acids)
Source: RefSeq, a predicted model, not a curated record
AUGUUAUAUUCGCCUGCCGAUGCAAGAAACGAAAAAUAUGCAAUGGAAUAUGAGGAAUUUGGAGAGAUUACAAUCAUCAUGAACGCCUACGACCAAUUCCAUACUGAACCUGAGUUUAUGAAACAGGUGAUUUCUCAAGGGGUGGAAGUCUUGGAAACUCGAUGGAAAAGUUCCCGGUAUUGCAGGACUUGCGCGAAUAUUAUAAAGUUGGCUACAAGUAUAUUAACUGGAGAGACUGCAGACGCAUUCGAUACGAUUAAUAAGAUCGAAGCUAAGAUACAAACACUGAUAUUUCUGUUGAAUGGGGAAGACAACAAGCGUUGCGAAUCGUGGACAUCGACACUGGAUGAUAUGAUUAAGAGGAUGAGAAAGAUUUCAUCAGACUUGUUUGGUAAGGUUAUGGCCACAAAGGAUAUUGAGGUGGAUGAAUAUGAUCCUAUGGAUGAGGAUGAUAUAUCAACGGAUAAUGAUAUGGACGAUACUGAUGAAGUGGAUCUCAUUCCCGGUCAGCCUGCUUGA